GUUUGAAGAUUCGAAUUUAAUACCCGAAAACAAAACCUUCCUUCUGUCGAACUUCAUAAACCCUCGUCGUCCCUCACUCCCUCCCCUUUCUCCCGUUCGAAAUUCAACCAAAUUCUCCAGAAACCGAGAACCCUCAACAAUGGCGGGCUUCUCCUUCAACACAAAUCCCGCAUCCUCAUCCUCUCCAUCACCGUUUUCAUUCGCAUCAUCUUCAUCCACAUCUCCCUUUUCAUUCUCCUCAAACCCUAGCUCUUCCCCUUCGCUAUUCGGCGCAUCAUCCGCCCCCUCUAACCCUACAUUCGGAACACCUUCAUCAUCAUCCGCAUCUUCAACUUCAUCCUUUGGAUUCAACUUUGCCUCUUCUUCAUCCUCCACACCGUCUUCCGCCGCUCCCUCUUUUGGCUUCGGUGCUUCUUCUGCUUCUACCGGCUCAACGUUCGGGUUCUGUACGACGUCGUCUUCUUCCACUGGUUCCCCGUUUGGUGGAUCUACUUUGUUUGGAUCCAGUUCUAGCUCCGGUGGAACCACUGCUACUACCACUACUACAAGUUUAUUCGGUUCGACAGGUUUGACUUCAACUACUUUUGGAGCUAGCAGCAUUUUCGGGGCUUCUUCGGCUGCCGCUUCGGCUCCGAGUUCAACUACAGCUGCUACUGCUAGUCCGGUUAGUUCCCCGUUUGGUUCCGGCUUAUUUGGCUCAUCUUCUGGAUCAUCAUUGACUACUUUUGGGGCUUCUCCAUCUGUUGCCACAUCAGCAUCAUCAACGUCAUCACCGGCUACAUCAUUUCCUAGCUUAUUUGGCUCAUCAUCGUCAUCAUCAUCAUCGGCUACAUCAUCUAGCUCGAUUUCGAGUUCAGUUACAGCUCAAUCUAGUUCAUCGUCAACACCGGGGUUUUCGUUUCUCAGUUCCUCUAGCUCAAGCUCACUUACAAGUGCUGCACCGGCUUCUUCAGCUUCUGCUUUUUCAUUCCCGAGCGCCACAGCAACCUCUGCUCCUUCGUUUUCGUUUUCCACGAGUGCAGCUGUUGGGAAUUCGACAGGUGCUGCAGCGUCUGCUCCAAGUUUGUUUGGUGGUUCAUCGUCGAGCGCUUCGUCUGGGUUCUCGUUUGGGAAUGUAACAGCGUCGACUGGGCUUCAAGCGUCUUCGGGUUUGGGUUCUAGUGUGAAAGCGGCGACUACGGCUGCAACUGCGAGUGCUACUACUGGUGCUUCUAGUUCUGCUAGUACGACCACACCGGCUUUCUCUGCGUUUGGUGUGGCUUCAUCUAGUACUACAGGCUCAACAGCUACUGGAUCUUUGUCGAGUUUUGCAAGCCCUGCUACUGCUGCUGCUUCUACCGGGACGUCGAGUUCGUUUUUGGGAUUUCAAACAUCCUCCAAAAGUGUAGGCACUCCUACACCAGCGUCUCAACCGCAAUCAACAGCUGCUCUGUCUUUGUUUGGUGCUUCUGCUUCCUUGACAACCACUUCAACUGUUACAACCACUACCGCUCAAACGUCAUCUGCGCUUGUUGUAUCUUCUAGUAGUGGGACAACUACAAGUGUCAGCACGGCUGUAGCCUCUGCUCCAAAGCUGCCAUCUGAAAUUACUGGAAAAACCGUUGAGGAGAUCAUCAAGGAGUGGAAUGUGGAGCUCCAGGAAAGAACUAGCAAGUUCAGGAAGCAAGCUAAUGCAAUAGCUGAGUGGGACAGGAGAAUCUUGCAGAACCGAGAUGUUCUUCUUAAACUUGAGGCAGAAGUUGCGAAAGUUGUUGAUACUCAAUCCAACCUUGAGAGACAGCUGGAGCUGAUUGAGACUCAUCAACAAGAGGUUGACAAGUCUUUGCAGAGUGUGGAAGAAGAAGCUGAGCGAAUAUACAAAGACGAGCAUGGUCUACUUCUUGAUGACGAAGCAGCUUCAACCAGAGAUGCAAUGUAUGAGCAGGCUGAAUUUAUCGAGAGAGAAAUGGAACAUAUGACGGAACAAAUAAAAUCGGUUAUUCAGACUCUCAAUGCCAAUCAGGGUGGAGAACUUGAAGCAACUGAUGGUAUGACUCCAAUGGAUGUCGUUGUCCGGAUCCUUAACAAUCAACUAAGUUCAUUAAUGUGGAUUGAUGAAAAGGCUGAAGAAUUUUCUUCACGUAUUCAAAAACUUGCUAAACAAGGUUCUGCUGCUGAUCGGGAACUGAUGGGCCCAAAGUUUUGGCUGUCCCGAUAAGUGUAACCCUGUGCCGUGUUCAAUUCUGGACUUGCCUUUUAACCGGGAUAUCAAAUAUAUCUGAUUGUGUAUGCAGCCGGUGAAAUCAGUUUGCUAGAUCAAGCUUCAACUUUGCGGCUCUUUAUAUGCAUUACCCCCUUCAUUUUUCUCAUUUAAAAAGUUUGAAUGUGUUGUAUUUUGAUGGUGGAUUAUUGUUGCUCAAGAUCAAUGAACAUCAUGAUUUUUUUUUUUUAAAAUCAAAAGUCGCCUUAAUUAUUG
Molecule: messenger RNA, 2455 nt
Organism: Helianthus annuus (common sunflower)
Lineage: Eukaryota; Viridiplantae; Streptophyta; Magnoliopsida; Asterales; Asteraceae
Product: nuclear pore complex protein NUP62
Exons: 9
Coding region: 140-2197 (685 amino acids)
Biological process (GO): protein import into nucleus; RNA export from nucleus
Cellular component (GO): nuclear pore; nuclear pore central transport channel
Molecular function (GO): structural constituent of nuclear pore; phospholipid binding
Source: RefSeq, a predicted model, not a curated record